Molecule: messenger RNA, 3738 nt
Organism: Nanorana parkeri
Lineage: Eukaryota; Metazoa; Chordata; Amphibia; Anura; Dicroglossidae
Gene: SMC1B
Product: structural maintenance of chromosomes 1B
Exons: 26
Coding region: 1-3738 (1245 amino acids)
Biological process (GO): sister chromatid cohesion
Cellular component (GO): nucleus; chromosome; cohesin complex
Molecular function (GO): protein binding; ATP hydrolysis activity; DNA binding
Source: RefSeq, a predicted model, not a curated record
AUGCCCCAGCACAGUGCAGGAUCAUCUUCCCGCUUCAAAGUGGCCAUAUCAACACCUUUAACACAGGCAUGGUCCACUGUUGUCACCAUCAGGAAAUGCCCCACAGCCAUCUCUGGAGUGCAGGUAGACAGAAAAUGGCUGCAGGUGAUCAGAAAAUCAAAUUUGAUGGAUGCGCUAAGUUUUGUGAUGGGUGAGAAGACAUCUAAUUUAAGAGUGAAGAGUGUUCGAGAGCUUAUUAGUGGAGCUAAUGUAGGGCGACCGGUCUCCUCUACUGCCAGUGUGCAAUUGGUUUAUUGUGAUGACAAUGGGGAGGAAAAGACCUUUUCCAGGAGGAUUGUAGGAGGCUCCUCAGAAUAUCGACUCAAUGAUACACCAGUGGGACGGUCAGCCUAUGUCCUGGAGCUUGAAAAAAUUGGAAUAAUUUCAAAGGCCAGAAAUUGCCUCAUAUUCCAGGGUGAGGUGGAAUCAAUUGCAGUGAAGAAACCUAAAGAAAGAACCCAACUUUUUGAAAAAAUAAGCAACUCAGCAGAACUAUCAGAAGAGUAUGAGCGAAAGAAAAAAGUCAUGUUACAAGCUGAGGAAGAUGCACAGUUCUGUUAUAAUAAGAAGAAGAAUGUGGCAUUAGAAAGAAAGCAUGCCAAGAUAAAAACACUGGAAAGAUCCAAUGCUGAUCGUUAUAAAAGGCUUCGCCAGGAACUUCUUAAAAGUAAAAUGCAACUCCAGCUUUUUCAACUUUUUUACAACGAAAAUAAAUUGGAGAAUUUAUUAGGAGACUUAAAUGAAAAACAUGUGGAAACCAACAGUCGCAAAGACCAACUUGCUGACACUGAAUCUGAACUGAAAGCUGCAAAGCAAGGGCUUGGAAGGCUGAACAGAGAGCAGCAGCAGAUUGAAAAAGAAAUAAAAGUUCUCGAAGCAUCACUAAAUAAGUUGAGGCCCCAAUUCAUUAAAGCAAAAGAAAAUUCUGCACACCAGAUGAAGAAGGUUGAAAUCACCAAGUCUUCUCUGAAGAAAAGUGAGAAACGUUGUGGCAUACUGGAGCAAGACAUUAAGGGGAUGGAAAAGGAGAUUGAUGAAGUACAGCAGGCCUGGAGAGUAUUUGAUCGUCAGCUUGAAGAGGAUCAUUUAAGAAGACAGGCAGAUGUUGAGUUGGAGCAAAGUCAGCUGGAUCAAUACAGGCUGUUAAAAGAUGAGGCGAGAAAGAAGAAUGCUGUACUGGGGCAGCAGCUGGAAAAGUUUCACUGGGAACAGGGGGCUACAGAAGAAAAGAUAGCGAUUGAGCAGAGGAGACAAAAAGAAGUAGAGGUAAACAAAAAGUGUGUAGAGGAGCAAAUUGAAGACUACAACAGGAGAGUGGGGAAAUUAGAGGACUACAUCAAUACUUGCAUCAAAGCCCUUGAUGAGCACAGGGGCCAGGAGGAACAGCUCGUUCGUGAAAUAGAUUACAGUAAUCAGAGGAUGUCAGAAGUGAAUGAGGAGCUGAACAUUACUGUUAGUGAGCUGCAGAACGCCAGGAUCGAUUACCAUGAAAGUAACAGCCAGAAGAGGAGAGCAGAAAUUUUGGAGAGCAUGAAAAGAAUGUACCCAGACGCUGUAUUUGGCAGAUUGUUCGAGCUGUGUCAUCCAAUUCACAAAAAGUACCAACUAGCUGUUACCAAGGUCUUUGGGAAGUACAUGAAUGCCAUUGUUGUGACAAGUGAGAGAGUGGCGAGGGACUGCAUCCGAUUUCUCAAAGAAGAAAGAGCUGAGCCUGAGACAUUCCUUUCCUUGGACUAUAUACAUUUAAAGCCAAUCAAUGAAAAGCUGAGGGAAGUUAAAGGCUGCAAAAUGUUGAUUGAUGUAGUGCAAUGCUCAAGUGCCUCGCUAAAAAAAGUGGUUCAGUUUGUAUGUGGGAAUGGCCUGGUGUGUGAAACGGUCAAGGAGGCAAGACAUAUUGCAUUUGAUGGUCCUGAGAGGCAAAAAACCGUAUCUUUGGAUGGAACUAUGUUCUUGAAAUCCGGUGUGAUAUCUGGAGGCUCAAGUGAUUUGAGGUUCAGAGCCAAGCGCUGGGAUGAGAAAGAGAUAACCACACUAAAAGAAAAAAGAGAUGCUUUGACAAGUGAACUAAAAGAGCUAAUGAAGCUAAAGAGGAAGGAGAGUGAUUUAAAGCAGCUUCAUGCUCAGAUACAAGGAACACAAACCCGUCUCAAGUAUUCUCAAAGUGAACUAGAAGUUAUUAAGAAGAAAAAUCUUGCCAGCUGCUUUGCGGAAAAAUCAAGGCUGGAAAGUGAGUUCUCAAAUGCUGAAUGUCAGUUUACAAUGUUAACAGAAGAACUUGAAAGACAUAAGGUGAAAACCACAGACCUUCAAGAACAAAUGAAUAAGCUGGAGGACGAAGUCUUUAGGAGAUUUUGUGAGGAGAUAGGAGUGGAAAACAUUCGCGAUUAUGAGGAAGAGCAUGUUAAACAACACCAAGAAACUGACAAGAAAAGGCUGGAGUUUGGAAAUCAGAAGACACGUCUGGAAAUUCAAGUUGAAUACAUUCAUGAACAACUAAAGAAAGAAGCAGAAAAAGGGAUGAAGCUUAAGGAGGGAUUGAGCAAAGAGGAAGAGCAAGUUACGCAGCUUAAGAAGGAUGAACGGCGAUAUCUCAGGUUAGUUGAUGAAGCCUUAUCUCAGCAACUGGAAUUCAAAAAUCAUCUGACUCUUAAACACUCUGAGGUCUCUGAAGCUCAGAAACUGGUUGAAGAAACCCGAAAGAAGCUGCUAAACAUUAACAGAGAAAUUGGCAAGAAGCAGAAGGAAGCAAUGACCAUUGAAAGUCUGAUAGAACAGAAGAGGUUAGAAAAACACAAUUUACUCCUGGAUUGUAAAGUACAAGAUUUGCCGAUAACUCUACUAGCCGGCUGUUUGGAUGAUAUCAUGGAAGUUGAGGUAGAAAGUGAAAGCACUCUAACUGCUACUGAAAUCUAUGAACGAGAAGGGACUUUUCGCAUAGACUAUGGCGAUCUUCCUCAUAAUCUAAAGGUGUUAAUGACAGACAAUGAAUUCUCAGCUGAACUUAUGCGAAUGCGUCAACAAUGUAUUUCUCAUGAAAACAUUCUGCUGAAGACAUGUGCUCCAAAUCUGAGAGCUCUGGAGAAACUCCAGAAUAUCAGUGGCAAGUUUCAAGAAACCACAGAUGCUUUUGAGACCAGCAGAAGGAAAGCCAGUCUGUGUAGGACACAAUUUGAGCAGGUGAAGAAGAAGAGAUAUGAGCUUUUUAGCCAGUGUUUUGAGCAUGUUUCUGUAGCUAUCGAUCAGAUCUACAAGAAGCUCUGCAGAAAUAACAGCGCUCAGGCCUUUCUUAUUCUUGAGAAUUCAGAGGAACCGUAUCUUGAUGGAAUUGGCUACAACUGUGUAGCUCCAGGGAAGAGAUUUAUGCCUAUGGACAACUUGUCUGGAGGAGAAAAGUCUGUAGCUGCGCUGGCUCUGGUCUUUGCUAUUCACAGCUUUCGUCCUGCACCGUUCUUCAUUUUAGAUGAGGUAGAUGCAGCUUUGGACAACAGUAACAUCGGUAAAGUGACUAGUUACAUCAAAGAACAGACAAGACAGCACUUCCAAAUGGUGGUCAUUUCCCUAAAGGAAGAGUUUUUUUCCAAAGCGGAUGCUUUAAUUGGAGUGUGCACAGAGCAUGAUGAAAUGUGUAGCCAAGUGCUGACUCUGGACCUCACUAUCUAUGAAGAUGAUGAAGACUCUGAUAGUGAAAGAAGAACAUAG